Effrenium voratum is the source of this 3180-nucleotide messenger RNA. The record is from the annotation of a GenBank genome assembly. Lineage: Eukaryota; Dinophyceae; Suessiales; Symbiodiniaceae.
AUGGGUCUGGUUGCGACGCCUCGGGUGCGGAGAGGCUCUCGCAAACGCGAGCCGGCCCCCACCCAGGAAGCGCCAACCCUGCUCACCAGGCAGAGCCGCAUUUCAAAGCCGCCGCCGCCCAGUGCGCGGGUCUUUGUGGCGGAGGGCUACGGCGCGGAGCUCAUCCGCCGCUUAAUGCAGAACUUGGGCUGGAAGGAGCUUCCUGCGAAGGCGCUCUCCGGCCCUGGUUCUGCACCGCAGCUUCUGUGGAGUGGGAGCGUCACAGGCCGCAAACUCUUCAAAGACGAGGUUUUGCAAUCCUGGCAGCUGCUGAACCACUUCCCACGGAGCGGCGUCAUUGGCUCCAAGAGCGGCUUGCUCUGGAGCCUGCGGGACCACUGUGGCUCGCAAAAUGCUGAAGGCUCCAAGCUCAUGGCUUUCUUCCCCCGGAGCUACGACCUGCGCAGCAGCCGGGAGUUGCAGGCCUUCCUCCUGGACUUUGCAGUGACCCGGGCGGAGUCGGUGCUGCGGGGCAACGAGACGUCCGCAGGGCUGCUGCAGGCCUGCCGCUUGCUGGGCCGGCUCUCUCAUGCGCAGGUGUGCCAAAGCGAGGCGCUCUGCGCAGGCUCUUUCCGCAGCAGCCAGGACUUGGUGGGCUUCACUCAUGAAGAUGAGUGGGUCUUGCAGCCAGGUGGCAGCCCAGCUGCAGCCGCGCAGGCGCAGGCAUUACUGGCGCGCGUGGCCUCCGACACAGAGGAGGGCCUGUUGGCAUCGGCUGUGACGCUGGAGACUCGCUGGUGGCUGGAGCACUUGGAGAAGCAGGAGCAGAGGCAGUUUUCGCUGAAUGGAGUUCACGGCUUCUGGAUGCUCAAGGAGCCCAGCCUCAACUGCGGCCGUGGGGUGCGGGUCUUCUCCGAGCUUCUGCCGCUGCUGCAGGAGGCUGAGCGGGUGGACUGGCACGUAAUUGUGCAGAAGUACAUGGAGCGGCCCUUGCUCGCAGCGGGCCGCAAGUGCGACCUGCGGCUUUGGGUGUGGAGACCCAGCGAUCGCAGCCUGCUCGCGCUGAAGAAGUUGGGUGAUGCCGCUUCACCGGCAGAUGUGCGCCAGAUCUUGGAGCCAGUGUUGGAGGAGUGGCGUCAGAGCCCCCGCCUGGCCACCGCCGUGCUGAGCGGCUUGGCGCGGGGCCACCUGCCGGGCCUAGCGGCGUGUCUGCUGAGAGCCAUGGAGGCUGCGGCGCUGCGCACCGACGUCAUCCACUACAACAGUGUUUUGACGUCGGCGCAGUGGAGGCAGGCGCUGCAGCUGCUGCAGAACGCACAGCAGCGGUGGCUGAGGCUCCAGAGUCUGAGCUGCCGACUGGGCAUCUCCGCCUGCCGCGGAGCCUGGAGCCAGGCGGUGGCGCUGCUGUAUCAGUUCUCGCAGCUGGCAGAUGUGAAGAGCUGUAGCGCUGCCAUGAGUGCUUGCGAGGCAGCCGGGGAAUGGCAGGCAGCCUUGGCGCUGUUGGAGGGGACGAAAGGCCAAGUGGCACUGGACGUGGUGUGCUUCGGAUCUUUGAUUUCUGCCUGCGAGAAAGGCCGCCGGUGGGAGUUGGCGAUCCAUGCUCUGACGUGGAUGGACGACUUCAGGCUGUCGCCUGACCAAAUCUGCCUCAACGCUGCCGUCAGCGCCUGCCAGAAAGCUGCCAUGUGGCAGCAGGCUUUGGAUGUGUUGAGGUCGUUGCCUGAGCGGCGCCUGCAGAGGGACGCGGUGGGCUUCAACAGCGCGCUGGGGGCGCUGAAGUGGUCCCAAGCCCUUCGCAUGGCGCGCCACAUGAUGGAGGAGUCCAUCGAGGCCACCGUGGUGACGUUCAACAGCCUCAUGGGAGUGUGCGAAUGGCAGGUGACUCUGCAGCUGCUGGUGGAGAUGCCUCGCACCAAGCUGGCGCCAAACAACAUCAGCUUCCGCCAGCUGCUGAGAUCCUUGAGCUCUGCGGCGCAAUGGCAGCGAGGCUUGCGCAUGCUGGAGGCUUCUCCUGACAUCGUCAGUUUCAACUUGGUCCUUGCUGCCUGUGCGCAGGCGCAAGCUUGGCCGCAUGCCCUGCAGCUGCUUCAAGGAAUGCCACAGCCAGACCUUGUGAGCUUCAACAGCGCCAUCAGCAGCUGCCGCAGAGUGGGCGACCUCCCGCUCCACUUGCUGUUGGAGCUGAGGGCUGCGGACUUGCGGCCGGACGCCGUGACCUUCAGCGCCUGCGUAGGUGACUGGCGCUGUGCGAGCCUCGUGCUGCGGGAGAUGUCCCAGCAGAUGCUGGAAGCGGGCGCGCCCAGCCACAAUGCUGCCAUCAGCGCCUUCGAGAAAGCAGGUGAGUGGCCUUCCGCGCUGUCACUGCUCGGCGACAUGAAAGCCAGACGCUUCUGCGAUACCAUCAGCUUCAACAGCGCCGCAUCGGCCGAGUGGCCCAGUGCGCUGGCAGUGCUGCAGAGCAUGACGAAGUCAGCACUGCUGCCGGACGCUGUGAGCUACGGUGCGGCAAUCAGUGCCUGCGAGAAGGCCAGCUGUUGGCCUUGGGCUUUGUGGCUGCUGGGGGCCAUGGAGCAAGAGGACGUGGUCGCCUGCUCUGCUGCCAUCUCCGCCCUCGAGAAGGCCUCGCGCUGGGCGGAGGCGGUGGACCUUUUGGCCGCCAUGGCGGAUCGGCAGGUGCCGCCCAACGACAUAAGUUUUAACAGCGCCAUCAGUGCCUGUGCCAAUGAGGGAUGCUGGCAACAAGCCUGGUGGCUGCUGCAUUGCAUGACGACAAGAUGGUUGGAGCGCAGCAUCAUCUCUUUCAGUGCUGCCAUCAGCGCAUGCGAGGGCAAGGCGCUCUGGCGACACGGGAUUUUCCUGGUGCAAGCCAUGCUGGUGGCGAAAUGUACCCCCGACGUCAUUGCUUUGAACUCUGCUUUGGGCGUGUGCGAAGCAGCAAGGCAGUGGCGCCCAGCGGUGGCGCUGCUCGCCAGCGCGGCGGCUUGGGCGCUUCAACCUGAGGUUAUGAGCUGCAACAUGGUGCUGGGGGCAUGCGCGAAGAGCCUUCGCUGGCAAUCGGCCCUCGGACUACUGGAGGAAUUCGAGAUGUGGAGGUUGAAGCCUUCAAUCGUCAGCUUCAACACAGUUUUGAGCGCUUUGGACCAAUGCCAGCUCCCGUGGCAGUAUGCCCUGGGAGUUUUGCAUGGGCGCGCGUUGAGGUGA